UCAGAUUAAAUUAUAUACACGAUCCCCACCACAGCCUUUAUAUAUAAUCCUUAACCUCCACUUCAUUUAGAACUUUAUUCAGUCACAACACCAAAAGAAACAGAGAGAAAAAAAGAAAAGAAAUAGUUAUUCAAAGAAGAUGGCUCGUACCAAGCAAACUGCUCGUAAGUCAACAGGAGGAAAGGCUCCUAGGAAGCAACUUGCCACAAAGGCUGCACGUAAGUCUGCUCCUACCACUGGUGGUGUGAAGAAGCCGCACAGAUACCGUCCUGGUACUGUUGCUCUUCGUGAGAUCCGUAAGUACCAAAAGAGUACUGAGCUCUUGAUCAGGAAGCUUCCAUUCCAGAGGCUUGUCCGUGAGAUUGCACAGGACUUUAAGACUGAUCUCCGUUUCCAGAGUCAUGCGGUGCUGGCUCUGCAAGAGGCUGCUGAGGCCUAUUUGGUGGGUCUGUUUGAGGACACUAACCUUUGUGCUAUUCACGCCAAGCGCGUGACAAUUAUGCCAAAGGACAUUCAGCUCGCCAGGCGAAUCAGGGGGGAGCGUGCUUAGUUUGAUUGCUGAAGUAGUAGCUUUGUUGGUCGUAUUUUUACUGUUUUCGUAUUAGACAAAGACAAUUAAGGAAUUUAGUAGUAGUUUGUUUGGUGGCUGUAAUAUGGUGUUGUUUUGUUGUGCGUAGGGAAAACUUGGUAUAUUUUGUUUGGAUCUCUCUCAUGUUUUGUUGUCACACCUCUGGUGUCGAACAAUGUUCAGUGUUUGCCUCUAAUGGAUAGUCCAAGUUAUUGUAGAUAUUAUUGAUUA
Molecule: messenger RNA, 799 nt
Organism: Lycium barbarum (goji berry)
Lineage: Eukaryota; Viridiplantae; Streptophyta; Magnoliopsida; Solanales; Solanaceae
Product: histone H3.3
Exons: 5
Coding region: 140-550 (136 amino acids)
Cellular component (GO): nucleosome
Molecular function (GO): protein heterodimerization activity; structural constituent of chromatin; DNA binding
Source: RefSeq, a predicted model, not a curated record